UACAAGCAGCACAGCCCUGGCUGUCUCUCAAUCCUGUGCUUUCUGCCCUGUUAUCUCUCUGACCUUUGAAAAUGCCUCUCUCCCUCACUUCUGCAGCCAGACGCCCUCAAAGGGAGGGUGCUUUGCUGGGAAGCUGAGGGGAGGGGGGCCUGGGGAUUAUCAGGGCCCAUCUCUCUGCCUGUUCCCCUCCCGCCGUGUGCCUUGUAGCCCCUCUCCCUGGUAACCUGAAGGCUGGCAGGCACUGAAUAGCAAGCCUCUGGCUGCCCCUGACCAUACUAUUCAAACAUCCAACGGGAAGGUGAGAGCUGUGGGUGCAGAGGCAGGGAAACCCUCCCCUUGCAUCUCCCCAGUGCCUCCGCCCCUCCAGAGGGCUCCAAGGAGACAGGCUGGAGUGAGGCCGUGGGAAGGCUCGGGAGCUCCCAACUCCUCUGCAACGCUCCCCUCUCCCAGCCCAGUUGCCAUCCCUACCCUCCUGGCUGUCCCCUCCCUCAAGGCAGGGCCCAGGCUCUCCCAGACAAAGCCAGGUCUAACUGGAGAGUGAGGGGCGAAGGCCACUCUGCCUGGCUGGCUGAGGGGCACAGGGCAAGGCAGAGCCUAGGGCAGGUUGGGUCACAGUGGUGCCCGGAGCUCCUGGGGUCUCCCUUGGACAGCUGAGAACUCUUCGCCCGGCUGGGGACUGCGGAGGGCUGGCUCUGAGCGCUGCCCCAAGGACUGAAGCCUGGACCUGCUUUGCUGGCCUGAUAGGGUCUCCAGAUCCAUGGGAAGGCCUUGAAAUAACAUUAGGACUAGUAGGAUUGAGACUUUUCCCACUUCCGAAUGCCCUUUUCUUACUCCCAGCCAAGCACUGCCCUGGAUAGGACAGACGGACGGGCAGUUUUCUCCUCCUGGGACACGGUGGUGGGCACACCCCGUCCUUCUUCCCUGCUCAGAUUCAAGGAAGGGCCACCCCACGUAUGGCCUGGCCAGAGCACUCCCUAGGCCUGAUGCCUGAGAGGCAGAGGCCCUGGGCAGCUAGCUGGGCAUGAGAGUUUCCAUCUGGGAGCUGGGAGGGGUCAUGUCCUGUCUGGAAAUGCUGGAAGGAGUGUGGUGGGAACUGGGUGGGGGGUGGGGGGUGCACUGGAUGCCCUCAGUCGCCGGGCACAGGGGAGGCUGCAGGCGGGAGGAGGCUGUGUACAGGCAGCCGGGAGUUAGGUCCUGUGGCUGCUGGUGGGUGCCUGGGGAGCGUGGGGCUGGGCCGCCCCUCUCCACUCCCCUCUGCCUGCUGAUUUGGACUCUGCAGCCCACAUGCAGAGCCUCGGCAGGGCACGACCUAAAGCCCUUCCUUCUGUCUGGUGUUGGCGCUAGACCUUGACUGAGUUAGCAUAAGCUGCAAGUUGGGAAAAGGAGGGAAAUCUGUUACCCAUCAGGCUCAUGAAAGUCUCCAAGGUCAAAGAGAAAUAGAUGAUUAUUUCUUAUUAGACCCCCCUUUUGGAUUUCCUGUCCUGUGUUUGUAGAAAUCACAGAUCACAAACGCUGGCCUGGAAGCUGGAUGUAGCCUCCUUAUGCAUUUUGUUUGGCCUGUUGUAGUAUUUUCAAUAUUUGAAAAUUCAUUUCGAUUUUUUAAAAAAUCAAGUUUGUCUGUCCUUUGCAGUGUCUUUUUUCCCCCCUCUCUCAACCAGAUUUGAAUUAGUUGCCAAUAUUUAAACAUCAGGAACGUUUGCCUAAAAAGUCCAGAUUUCUGGUUUCUCUCGGGAACCUGGAAGGGGACCACAGGGGCUUGCCUUCCGGCAUUCCAUCAGCCUGGCCGAGGCCCCUCGGCCUCAGCUCUCCAGGUAGGCCUGCCCACCUGUCCCGCUGGUCACAUGUUAUCUACCAUCUGCGCUCUGUAAGCAUUUUAAUUUGCAGCCAGAAGCUCAGCUUGACUUUCCAGCUACAAGGACCACCUGCCGUCCUCCCUCUAGGGGGAUGAUCCUAAGUGAUAACAGGAGCCAUGAGCACAGAGGGCCCCAGCCCCCUCGCCUUCCUCACAGCUCCUGUCACUCCGGGGAGGCUCUCAGUGGCAGUUGACCCCAUCCCCGUGCUCAUUGCCCUGGCCUGCAUCUUCCUCCUGCUGGCCACCUGUCUGCUGUUCAUGACCCUCUGCAAGCCCGCUGCGCUGGAGCCGAGGCGCCGCUGGGCCUGCGAGUGCAUGCCGCACCACCCGGGGAGCCCCAGUGAGCCCCAGCUCCGGCUCUGGAAGCGCCUGGGCUCGCUGCGCCGCUCCCUGCACAGCUUCCGCCGUGGCUGGCCUGCCCCAAGGCGCCCCCUGACGGGCAGAGAGGACCACGACGACUGUGACUCCAUAGAAUCUACAAAGAUGUGACAAGAGUGUCCCCCCACUCCAGGGUCCAUCUGCAGGCCCUCCUGCCUCAGACGGAAACCGGCACCACAGGCUGCAAGAGGACAGUGGCCCAAACAACAUGGGCCACGCGCUCACCCCCACGGGUUCCCUGUGUGCCCAGGCCCGUGGCCUUUCCCAGAGACGGCCCCUGCAAGAACACCUUCCUUCCUGCAGACACUCUAGCUGCUGCCUGCUGGAAGACUCCUGGACCAAGCUGAGCGCCUGCAGCCAUGGGGACCCUUGGCCCAAGGCUCUGAACGGUACAAACCUGGGGCCCCCAGGGCCCCUCUCUGACCACCAGGCACCAACCGUCUCCAGGAAGCAGCGCCCCUGCUUCCCAACAGAAGCCCUGCCCGCCCUCCAGGUGCCAAAACCCAGCUCAGAUUCCAGUGCGAGUUGCUGAAUGGCCAAAGGUUCCCUCCAGCCAAGUGAAAUACUCAGCCCCUGCUGGGGAUAAGGGAGUGUCCUGCCCUCUGUGCCAACUCAGUGCCCAAGGCAAAGCGGAACCCAGGGAGUCUUCUCCUCGGACUUCCUGGGCCUGCCAGCAUUUGCCUGUGAUACACGGGAGCAGCCAGCACCCUUGGGUGGAUCAGAUGCUGGGUCCCUGCUGGGAGGAGGGGCAAGCAGGAGGAGCUCAACACCACCCAGCCAAUCACAAUCUCGGCUGUCAUCUUGGCGUGCCCCCCCCCCACCCGGCCCCCGUGCGCCUCUGCUAAGAUGGAUGAGGAACGCGCUGAGAAUGAGUUAAGAAGCUCCUUGCACAGGCCAGGACUGGUCCUGUGUCAGAGUGGGAGGAGGCACUGCCAGCAGCUGGAGGUGUUGCUAUCUGGGCUCUGAGGACACAACAUAGCGGCUCCAUGCGUCACCCAGGGAAGGAGGCGGCCUUCCUUCGAGGGGAAGGGUCCAGCUCUCUCCAGGACAGCUGUGGGCCCUCAGGCUCGGACCACAUAACGUGUGAUAUCUGUAUUUUUGGCCACUGCUUCACUGACUGGCUACUGUCAAAGUAAUCCCACACCAAGGUGGGCUUCUCAGAAUCCCAAACCUUCAGCCUCUCGUCACAAUGCUGGGGUUAAACACUUUGGUUGGGUCCCAAAUUUGGAGGGUGGGCAGAGGGGUCUGAACUGCCCAUCUUCUGCCCCAGAGAGUCAUCUGGCCAGGGCCACCUGGUACCCCACCACGGACUGCUCCACCGCGCCGUGCUACGCCCCAUAGCACAGCCAGCCGAGUCUCCUCACAGGGUGAGCUCCGAUUUUGUCAUCCCCGGCUCCAAAACCUUCACUGGCUCCCUACUGCCAGGUCAAGCCAGAGCUCCUUCGUCCGGUGUUUGCUGCCCACUGGGAGCUGGCAGUGAAUGAUCCUUCUAGCCUCUUCUUGACCCAAGACUCCAGGUAAACUGAAAUACCUGUCCUCCCCUGGCUACGGCUUACCUGGCACGCCCUCUGUGAAGCCCUCUUUGCUCUACACCUGAAACCACCUCCUACCUGAAACCAAGGGAGGGCAGGGACAGUUGCUCUUGGCAGUGUGGGUCAUCCCCAUGUCUCCGCCUUCCCACAAGCCUGGGAGCUCCCAGAGAGCGAGACCGCAUCCAACCCCUCACUCUCUGCCUCACCAGCUCUGGGCUCAGAAGUAUGGGGCCUCUGUUGACUGAGUGAAGGGUGGCCCCGUCUAGUCCCGGGGGGCAUCCCCUUCUUCCUUCUGAUGCCUCUACGGAGAAGCUCUCUGUCCAAGCAGGCCCUCUUGGACAGGCCCAGUGUACCUUCCUUUUGGGUCAGCCUGACAUCACAUCAAAGAGCGAGCCCGCCUUGGCCAGAAACUUACUUCCAGGGGGGCCUUGGAGAAAUCACCAGUGCCUGAAUUUCUCCCUGAGAAACGGGAAGAAUCAGGCCUGCCUUAUAUUACUCACAGAGCUCUAGGAUUUCAGUCUGAGUAGUUUGUAUAAAUAGAAACCAAUUCUUGGGGUUUAGAAAGUGCACAGGCCCCCUCCUGCAGCGCUGUGUCCCCCUCCCUUCCAGAUUAGUGACGCCUCCCUGCUUUGCCUCCCACCAGCUCUCCCUGAGGCAUCCCAGGCUGAACUCUGCCUGCAGCCGGUCCCCCGACCCCCGCUGGCCAGCGUGCUCUGCCUAGCACGUGGUGUCACCGGGGUGGGCAGCAAGGCUACCCCCGACCUGAAGGACGAAAAGCUGGGGAGGAGGAGGGGCUCUCAAAGGCUGCCAGACCUCCAGCUGUGUCCCCAGGUUGGUCCUGGGAGACCUGUGUGAGCUGGGGGAGGCGGGUGUUAGGUUUUAGGCUAGGGGAGAGGCGGGGCCCCACAGCUUGGUGCUUGUGGGGUGUCUCUAAGCCCCUAGGAGCUGAGGCUCAGACCCCUUUUCUAGAACCAGCCCCCAGAGUCCAGCAACCCCCCGUGGCUUCCUGGACUCUCUCUCAGCACCUCUGGAAGUCAGCACCCUGCCCCCGGCGCCCCUCCUGCCCCACGCCCGGCCCUGAUGCAGGGAGGGGGCACACUCCCAGCUUCCUGCUCUCCUGCCCCUCCUAAGCCCCGGAGCCCGGCCCAGCGGGCAGGCCCAGAUUCGCUCUGUUGGGCUCAGCCUCCAAUGGGAAACCCUGCGCUCAGCUGGUGAAGAGGGUGAUUCAUGCCCGGCCUCCCUCCCCAUGCAGCAACUGAGGCCUCCAGGGAGGGCUGGGGAGGGCACCCAGCCUCCUUUCCAGGUCCCCCCCUUCCUCCCUCGAGGCCCAAGGCUGUCGCUCCUGCUCCCCGGGCAAAGGAGCCCUUUCUUUUUGUGCCGGUUUAUUUCCCAAGAGGGGAGCUUCAGCCAAAAGCCCUGUGAAAGCAGCUCUGUUCCGGGCCUCACUGGGCCCUGGCUUUCUCUCCUCACUCCUUUCUGGGAAAACGUGACACCUCUAGCUCCCCCUGCUCUGAAAGGCCUUUCUGGGUGCAGUGGGGGAUGGGAGAGGACUGUGGGGGAGGGAGGGAGGAGAGGAGGGCCGAGGCCCUCCUUCUGUUUUGCAGGGAGCAAGGGCCCAUCUUGGGCUACAUAACCUCGGGGCCUACUCUCCCCAGGAGGGAGAAGGGAGCCUGGGCCCCCCCUUGGCCACAGCGCCGGCUACUUUUGGAGCAGCAGCUGGACCCUCUCCUAUUUCCAUCCCGCUCUGCUGCGAGGCCACUGAGCGCGUGGCCCUGCCUGUGCCCCGGCCGCCACCUGCCUGCACGAUGCUGUGGCCCUCAGGGAUGUCCUCGGGGACGCUGGCUUCAUAGCUGCUCUGCAGAAAGAUGGGCCGGUUGUCAUUCACAUCCAGGACGGUGACAAACACGGUAGCCGUGCCUGUGCGCCGCUUGCCCACGGGGCCAUUGUCUGUGGGAGGUGAAAGAGGAUGGGUGUUAGCAGCUGCCUGAGGGGCACGUUCCCGGGCACCAGCCGCAGGUAUGCCCUGUUCCCCCACCUGCUCUGGCCUUUGCAAGGGGGGGGCUCUUUUUCUCUUUAGAUUAGGAACAACACUGACCGUAUCUAAUACGUUCCAGACGCUAUUCUAACUCAUUCAAUCCUCACAGCAAGCCUGCCAAGCGGGCGCUCUUAUCAUCACCCCCAUUUUACAAAGGAGGUAACCGAGGCAUGAGGUGGGUUGAAUGGUGGCCCCCAAAAGAUACAGCCAUGGCAAAUCCCUGGGAACCUGUACGUGUAACCUUAUUGGGAAGAAGGGUCUUUGAAGAUGUAAUUAAGUUAAGGAUCUUGAGAUGAGGUAUCCGGUAUCCUGGAUUUUCUGGGUGGGCCAUAAACCCCAUGCCAAGGGUCCUUAUGAGGGAAAGGCAGGUGGGAUUUGACACAGAGAGGAGAAGGCCAUGUGACGUUGGAGGCAGAGACUGGAGUUCUGCAGCCACGUGCAAGGAACCCUUAGAGCCACCAGAAACCGGAAGAGGCAAGGAUUCUCUCCUGGAGCCUCUGGAGGGAAUGCAACCCUGUGGACAACUACUUUUGAACUUCCGGCCUCCAGAGCCGUGAGGGAAUAAAUUUGUUCUUUAAGCCACC
This is a messenger RNA of Orcinus orca (killer whale), 6381 nucleotides long. It is a transcript of the gene C14H10orf105, whose product is annotated as chromosome 14 C10orf105 homolog. NCBI's taxonomy places the organism in Eukaryota, Metazoa, Chordata, Mammalia, Artiodactyla, Delphinidae. Bases 1970 to 2341 code for a protein of 123 amino acids. The record is from RefSeq and is a predicted model, not a curated record. The transcript is spliced from 3 exons.